Messenger RNA from Porites lobata, 405 nucleotides. Lineage: Eukaryota; Metazoa; Cnidaria; Anthozoa; Scleractinia; Poritidae. The record is from the annotation of a GenBank genome assembly.
AUGGAUGUAGAAUUGGCACACCAAGAACUCAUCCAGCGACCCCGUAACAUAGCUCACUGCUGGGCACCAAUUUUACGUGAACUGGAAGUUAACAAGCCUUUCAAGACCCCUAGCAUUAUAGAGUUCUUUUCUUUAAGAACACCAACAGCCAGGAAAGUACUACGAGUCAUUAACUGCAACCCAAGCAGUCAUGCAGACAGGCAGUGCUUUGAUUUCUUGAAAAAGUUCAUUAGAUCACUAGAUGCAUCUGCACUAGAAACUUUCUCAAAAUUCAUUACUGGUAGCGAUAGCAUGCCGAGUAGUAGUGGUAUCUUUUUCCUCCAUAGAUGGGUAUGCUUGCAGACCCAUAGCCCACACCUGUGGACAACAUUUGGAGUUGCCUCACACAUACCAGUCCUAUGGUGA